AGACCGUCAAAUGAACCUCAUCAUUAUCACACACACUCCAACCGCCGAUAGCCAUGGACCAGACCACGAACUCCAAGAAGCUGAUGAUGUUCCGCACACCCAACGAGGAGGAGGCCCUAAAGAACCAGAUAUUCAUCUUCAACUCGCCCAUCGACUACAAGGACGAGCAGCUGAUCGUGUACCAAAAGCCAGGCCUCCUCACCGGAGACAAGGACUACGGCUACUGUGUGGUGUACAAGCGGGAUCACUACGUGCUCAAUAAUCCGCCCAACUUCAAGAGUCCCACGAAGAGGAGCUUCCUCAACGAGUGCAUCCGCCAGUUGUAUCUGAUGAACGGCAUGGGUCACAAGAUGUACUGGAGGACCACAAGUGCGAUGGCACUGAGUACGCCGGGCGAAGUGUGGCACCAGGUGAAUAGUUGCCUGCUCCCGGAGCGACUGACGGCCCAAAAGGAGAGCCUGAAGCGGGUGAAGAGGCAACUUUUCCGGGAGCCCCGAGCAGAUCGCAAGAAUCCGAAGCCACUUAAAGGUAAAUGCUGGGGCACACAAGUCUUCUGCUUCAAGGCGAUGCGAGAGAAGAUUGGCAGGAAGUACAUCCGCAGGGGCUACCUGACCAUUGCUCGCCGAGAAGCCCUGCAGGAGAUGAUCCGGGAGCAUUUGGCACGCGAAAUGGUCUGCACUCCGGCCGCCUGCAGAACGGUGAUCAGCGCCUCCGACGGAAUCUUCAAUGUGAAUGCCGGCGUCAUUGGGGACAUCUGCAGCUACCACAGCCACGCGGCACGUCACCAGCCCGUCGUGGAGGGCCGACUUACGGCCGGAGAAGCGCGUCUCCGGAGCAACGAGGCCUGUCUACUGACCCAGCGGGCCAAGCGACUGGAGGCCAUGUUCAUACACGAACAGGUGCGACGGGCCGUCCAGAACCAUCAGCUCAUCCUGGAGGAAUCGGUGCGAUCCAUCUACUAUGCCAAGGAGCUCUUCCGCCUGAUUGAGGAUCACGAGGAAUUCGUCUAUACGGACAACAAGAUUCUGGGCAGGAUCUGAUGGGCCUUCUUGACUGGCAUAGCCACUACUUGUAUACACAUAUUUGUAAUUAUAGAAAAUUUAGAGAAUAACAUGGAAACUACAACAUUAU
Molecule: messenger RNA, 1131 nt
Organism: Drosophila erecta
Lineage: Eukaryota; Metazoa; Arthropoda; Insecta; Diptera; Drosophilidae
Exons: 1
Coding region: 54-1040 (328 amino acids)
Source: RefSeq, a predicted model, not a curated record